AUGUUUCUGGAAGACAAACGCUACCCUAUGCCUGUGGCCGAAGACAUUUUUGCCAAACUCAACGGAGGAAAAUUCUUUUCGAAACUCGACCUGAAAUCAGCAUACAAUCAACUUUUGCUUGACGAAGAAUCGAAGAAGAUGUUGGCUUGGAAGAUCCUGGAGCUGUUGCAAGAUUGCCCUGGAUAUGUCAACUUUCUGGAUGAUGUGCUGGUGAUCGGAGCAACUAUCGAGGAACACCUUAACAAUCUAUCGAGAGUAUUAGAGAAGCUUUGGGAUGCUGGAUUCCGGCUCAACAAAGAGAAAUGUGAAUUCAAGCAACGACUCAAAUUUUUGGGACACAUCGUGGAUGGAGACGGUCUCCAUAAAGAUCAGGAGAAAGUUCGAGCGAUUAUGGAUGUGGCGAGACCAGGAAACGUGAAACUACUACGAGAAUUUCUUGGAAUGGUUACGUACUACUCGAAGUUCAUUCCGAACGUAUCAGCUACACUUAGCCCAAUGUAUCGGCUGUUGAAGAAGGAUGUGAACUAUGAAUGGACUUCCGACUGCGAGGCUGCGUUCCAGGAUAUCAAGCUGAUGAUUUGCUCGGACAACGUGUUGAUUCCAUACAAUCCUGAUUGGCCGGUAGUAUUAGUUACUGAUGCUUCUGGCAAAGGCAUUGGCAUUCCGGAUAUGGUGUUCGGCAAGCUGCAGCGCUGGGCAGUGUUGCUGGCCAAUUAUGAUUACGAGAUCAAAUACAUCAAAGGAGACAGCAACAAGGGGGCCGAUUUUCUAUCAAGAUCUCCGGUAUUGUGCUGUGAAGACGACGAUAUUAACGUUGAAGAAGCGAUAUACCUGCAGUUCAUGGAAUUUGAAACAAGAUCGUUGGUAGAACGGAAGCAGUUAAUUGUUGAAACUCGACGAGAUCCUGCCCUGAGUCGUGUUGUGAACUACGUCAAGACUGGAUUGUCAACCAAUGUACAAGACCCAGAGUUGAAGAAGUUCUUCGUCCGCAGAACAGAGCUAAUUGUGGAAGAGGAAGUACUGAUGUGGGGUUACCGUAUCGUGGCACCUGCGAAACUUCGGACGAUCCUGCUUCAAGAAUUGCACUCAACGCAUAUGGGGAUCGUGAAGAUGAAGUCGUUGGCGAGGAAUUACUUCUGGUAG
Aedes albopictus (Asian tiger mosquito) is the source of this 1143-nucleotide messenger RNA. RefSeq lists its product as uncharacterized. The transcript is spliced from 3 exons. The record is from RefSeq and is a predicted model, not a curated record. NCBI's taxonomy places the organism in Eukaryota, Metazoa, Arthropoda, Insecta, Diptera, Culicidae. Bases 1 to 1143 code for a protein of 380 amino acids.